GCGUCAUCCGGACGGCGCUGCCCAACAUGGACCGAGAGGUGAAAGACCAGUACAUUUUGGUCAUCCAGGCCAAAGACAUGGUGGGCCAGAUGGGUGGCCUCUCAGGCACCACCUCUGUCACGAUCACUCUUACCGACGUCAACGACAACCCGCCACGCUUCUCUCGUAGUAAGACUGAGUCCUUUAUGCUCUGUGCGUCACUGACACUGACAACAUGCAAUCUACUGUGUCUCUCUCCCUCUCAGACAAAGCCCUGAACCCCUCCAUUCACUGUCAUCUCAGUCUCACUAUAGUGGAGGUUUGACAUGAAUCUCUAAAAUCACUCUCAUUCACAAUGACAGUUUAGGGGAGAAAGUUUUGAGUGAAAAUGUAGGCUAUACUUGAUAUUGCAGAUUCAUUUAACCACAGUACCCCUUUCAUGUGUAUGUGUAAUUUUGCUCAACAUUGUGUAUCUCUCCAUCUGUUCAUCAGGCUGUUCACAGCACAUGUAUGACUUUUAUGGUCAAAGGCUUCAAAUGAAGGUUGCCCUAGGAGGUAUAAACCUUUUUCCUUCUCCCCUCACUCCACAUCAGAGCAGGGAAUGAGGGGAGAACGUGGAUACCAGGAUCAGGCUAACAUUGUUUUGUUGUCAUCAGCCUAUUUCACGGCCCGCUAAUUAGUUCCAGGCCAGGCGUUGGGAUUCAAAGGCGUGAGGUGCUUCUCAUGAUAAUCUGUGGCCUCCGCAAUUGCUUUACCGCUGAUAGUCCUACGACCGGCCGUUUUAACCCACCACUGUUGUGCUAGGAAGAAAGAUGCUUUGGGACCAGGCAUGGGUCAGAAUUAAUAGAGUAUUACACAGCACCACAGCUUAUAGAGUCUAGAAACACUAGCCCUUGGAUGAUAGGAAGGAAGAGGAGGCUGGAGGGAGGCACAAGGACAGAGGGGAGAGGCGGUUGCCAGGGGGCAAAGAGGAGCGUACACAGUAUGAGGGGAGGGGAGGAAAUCAUUUUUAUUUUUUAUUUUAUGGAGCCGCUAUUCCAUGGCGAAUUAAAAAGCCAUUGUGUAGCAAACAAUGUCAGGAGCGCAAUGUCGGGAACCACUGGGGUGAGGAACACAGAAAGGUCUGGUAAUAAGCUCUGCCAUAGUGAUUGGGAAGAUUAUGAUUAUGAAGUUGAUUCCCUCCUUUUAUUCUUAUGCUUUAAGUCAGGGAAGUUCAGACAAAUACUUUGGGAACACAAAGGGAGGGUUUGCAUGUAAUAGAAUCUUCCAGUGGACAUUUCAUCCCACCAAAACAUAUUACGCAGGGAUCGGGACUCUUCCAUUCACUUUGGUCAAGAGAUAUUAUGUUUCAUGUAGCGUGGAGUGGUCAGAAUGUGUAAUACAUUGUCAUGUGAAUACAAACAACUCCAUUGUUUUAAAAGUUGUAAGGUUCAAGAAAAAAAUAUUUGCCCAUUCGAUCAUAAAUUUAUUAAAAUGUAAAACUACUCAUUAAAUAUAAAUUGUCACUAUUUCCUCUUUAAAAAUGAAGAAAAAAAACGAAUCCAUGAAUUUGCUGUUUGACCAGUCAUUGUGAGAGAGGGAAAUCACAAGCAGCUGGGGGGUACUAUAAAUCUGAGCUGCUAAGGAGUAAGGAAACCACCUCAUCUCUAACCUCUACUCUCUCCACCAGAGAACUAUCAGUACACGGUGCUGGAGUCCUUGCCUGUGGCAUCCGUGGUGGCCAGGGUCAAGGCUGCGGAUGCAGACAUAGGCCCUAACGCAGAGAUGGAGUAUAGGAUCAUGGAGGAUGGACCUGGGGUGUUCAACAUCACUACAGACGAGGACACGCAAGAUGGCGUCAUCAUCCUUCAAAAGGUACACAUGCAGAGAUUUUGUAUCCGUCCAAAAUGGAUGAGACAAAUCUUUUUCUAUGGAGCUCAUACAUUGAUGGACACUAUUGUUUUUACGCAUGCAACACUUCCGACUUUGUCCGUCAAACUUUUGGCCGUCAAAAACAAAUAGUGACGAAUGCAUAUUUUUCAUCCGUUUCCAUCCAUCUCUGUCUGGCCAUGGCCUUACACUGUCCAAAGCUGAUGAUGACUCACUCUGAGAAUAUGAUGGGAUGCUAUGGUGAAGUAGAGUUGUGUAAUAUUAAUGCUUUGAUGUCUUGCUUCAAUUGCAUUAUAGGCAUGCUUUUUUUCAGCCUAUAGCACUCAUAAACUUUACUUACUUUUUACUUAGUGGUCAAAAUAUAGAACGUUAUUGCUAUGUCAAUAGUUUAUUUACUUGUAGGCUAUUUUAGUGUUUUUUUUGGGUUUAAAAGGGUAUCCCCAGGCCACUCAAGAAUUUGAGACAGUCUCUAGACGCCAUGAUACUUUGUAGCUAUGAGAGCUAUUGUUGGCCCCAAGCCAGUUUUGUCACAGGGUCCAAUCUGAUCUUUUGUUUGUUUUCGCCAUCAGCAGUCAUAGACGAGUACCACAGAGUGGAAAGUCAUACCGACAAUAAACACAGACAAUAAAUGUAUCACAUCAAUGUCCUAUGUUAUAGGGCUACAACUGUGAGUCCAAUAAGCCAAACAUAUGACAACAUAUCUUCUAAACACUCACAUUUUGAAAUGUCUUUCACCGUGAUGUGUUGUGUGCCUUUUCUCGCAAUCAAUAGUUUGCUUCACACUACAUAGUAAGUCAAUAUAAAAAUGUCUGGAUGAAAGAUGUAUUUGUGAGAGUCUGAUUAUGUGCAAGGUUGCAUAGGGUCAUUGGACUCUAGCACCUGCAUUUCUUCAGUAUACUGGUGUACUACGAGGCCAUGUUGGCAUGAGCGAUGCACAUAUAAAUACAGUAUCUUUAUGGCUUUGCCCUCACCAUUUACAGAAAAUGUGGCCAGUGUUUAUAAAUCAGGACAUGCUUUACCUUGAUUGGAAGGUCACUCUGUCGAUUUCUGGGAUCCGGCUGACCUAUACUCUCAAGCUCUGUUUUGUAAAGAAAUAUGAAAUAGCUUUUUAUUUUCUUCCUUUUAAUCUUUAUUUGUCUGUCUUUAUUUGUCUGUCUUUAUUUGUCUUUAUUGGUCUUACUUGUUCAGUCGUUAGACUUUGAGACCAAGAACAGCUUUAAUGUGCGAAUCGAAGCCACCAAUCGGAACAUUGACCCUGCGUUCGUGCACCUGGGUUCGUUCAGCGACACAACGUCGGUCAAGGUGGCGGUGGAGGACGUGAACGAACCGCCUGUGUUCUCCACUCAGCUCAGCAGGAUGGUGGUCUCUGAGGACGCCAGAGUGGGCACCUCCAUUGGGAGGGUCUCUGCGCACGAUCCUGACUCCUCCAACAGUGCCAUCAGGUAGAGCCCAGCUCUCCAGUUAUUACACACCAUUACAGCCAAUCUCUCUGUUGUCCCAGCCAUUUUCUGAUGUGGCACCUGUUUCUUAAAACAACUUCACCCAGCUUGGCCCUAUUCAACAGAGUGGUGAAUUCCAAGCCAUUUCACCCGUUUCUUUCAACAUGUUGCUACACCGUCAGGUUGACAGGAGGUCCAAACACCUUUAGAGUAGGACUGUAAAUACCUUCUAACAUCUCAGUAGCGACACAUUUAAGCACCACCUACACAACACACUUAAACCACUAACACCAUGAGUUCUAAACUCCCUCUGUGACUGUGUGACAUGCACUGAAGCCAGAUGGUGUUGUGCUUUUCGAGGGAACGCAACAUUUGCAAAAGUGAAAUGUCAUCUUCAACAAGCGAAGGGCAAUCCCCCAGAAGGGUCAACAGUCUGUACCAGCUCCAUGGCCUUUUUUUUGUUCUAUUUUAUUUUUUAUGGCAACCACAGAAACGCAAUCUGCCCCAUGUCACUCAUGAGACUCCCUCCCAUUAUGCAUUAAUUGAAAAUAAAAAGUGUUGUGUGGUGGUAUUCAUGCUCGGGCGGUUAGGAUUGUUAGUAAUGUUAAACAGAAAAUCUAAUUACUCAGCCAUUGUGGGUGUGGCGGCUCUCAGCGUCUUUAAUAAUAUGGCAUAAUAUGGCCCUACUUCUGGUGAAAUUAGAAUUAUUGUGGAACUAAUGCAACCAAUUACAUUGAGUCAAAUUACAUUGAAUAAUUCCCUUUGGAUAUAGGCUUAUUGAAGUUGUCAUUUUGUCCAGAAAUAUGAGCUGCUGUACAGGACUUCAUAGUGUUUGUUCUGUGUUCAGAGUUAACCCAUCGCUGUCCAGCUUCUAACUUCUAUCUUAAAAAACUUUGAUUGAGAGCAGUUCUCGUCAAAAUCUAAAAGUUGAAGACGGACUGAAAAGCACUCAAAAAGUUAUUAUUCCUCCAAAAGUGUUUCAGAGAUAAAUUAUUACAUGUAAAAUCAAUAAGAACUUUCUACAAAAGGAAAAGACAUAGCUAUGCCUGUCUGUCUGUCUGUCUGUCUGUCUGUCUGUCUGUCUGUCUGUCUGUCUGUCUGUCUGUCUGUCUGUCUGUCUGUCUGUCUGUCUGUCUGUCUGUCUGUCUGUCUGUCUGACUUACUGGCUGUGGAUCGGUCUGUCUCCAGGUACUCCAUAGACAGAAACACAGACCUGGAGCGUUUCUUCAAUGUGGAUGCUCUGAGUGGGGUCAUCAGUACGGCCAAGUCCCUGGACAGAGAGGUCAACUCUGUCCACAACCUCACCAUCCUCGCCAUGGAGAUCCGUAAGAGCACACAUACACACACGUACGUGCGCACACGCACGUAUGCACACACACACUCAAACACACCCACACACAGGUUUCAACAACGACUCUCCACAUCAGGUCUCAAAGUCAGACUAGUCAGUGUUUUAUAAAGGCCCUGCAUAAAGUAUAGUAGUCCCUUCUGUCUUGUCAUACUCACCUCAUUGCCACUGCGUUGUGCCUCCUGCAUUAACGUGACGAGGUGUGUGGGUUGCAGCGGGGCUGUCACUGAAUGUUAAUUCUGACGUAUGGAGGUCACUGCGACCUCCGGGUCUCUGUGAGUCGUGGCGUGUGUGAGGGGCGAGCUGCUGACUAAGGGCAGGUGCAGGCAAUGGUUCACCCGCUGGUGAACUAUGCUAAUGUGAGGAGAGGUGCUGUGAUGCCUUUGACUCAUCCCUCCACGGCUUCAAGGACAAAGUGGCUCACGCAUUUCCCCUGGCCCACUCUGCCCACGCAGACACAAUGGGCAGGAAUCAUCUCACAAGCUCCAUUAAAUGACAUACUAGUUACUCUACUAAGUACCUAUAAUCAGUAUGAGUUUAAAACCACUUAAUGAAGAUACAGUGACAAUUUGAUGUACAUUUUAUCAGUUUUGCACUCAAUGCACAAAUAGUCACAAACUCAAACAUCGUAAUCUUCAUCGCUCAAGUAGAUGCCUUGUGGUUCAACCACACAUAUAGGCCUAAGACGAAUGCUCAAAUGAUUCCUCGUCCUCUUGUCUCAAUGGAGUAACACAUAGGGAGUUAACAUCAUUAAUAAUAACUGAACAAUUUCACAACAGCCCUACACUGAGGAGACGUUGGCCUCUGACACACAGUCAGACUUCUAUUCUCUUUACAGUGGAAAGCAGCAGCUGUAGAAUCAGAAGUCCAGGCAGUCUCUCUCAGAGCCCAGGAUGCCUUAUUACGCUUUUUAUAGUAAAUGGGCUUUUUGUAACGAAAGAGGGCAGAGAAGCACUUCUUCAGGCAUUUGAGCCAUGGACGGACAGUGCUCACAUUUCAUCCGCGCCCAGACUUUGCUCUGAACACGCCAAUGACAACAAGUCUGUGCCCCGGGGUGCCACGUGUCCUUUUUAUUACCGUUAAAUCAGCCGCCCCCGAAUGUCAGCCAACACGAAAUCUCUCCUGUCGGCGUGGCUGCUGACGCCAGGCUAAAUCAUUGUCCAUCCAGGCUUUCAGAAGCCAGCCUUUUAUUCAGUGCUGCAUUGGUGUCAGAGCAGGGAUUGAGCCUGUGGUACAGGAUGGCCUGUGCUACUACACAGUCACUUAGGCUGUGUCUGGGGCUAGGUUGUAACAACCUCAUGAUGGGUAUAGAGAAAAUAUAAUGUAGUAACCUAAACCUAUCAAUGUUACAUUGAGCAUCCAAUAUGCUGUAAUAGAAAUAAGGCCAUGCUCAUUAAAAAAAAUAUCAUCCUCCCUCAUCUUAAACGGCACCGACCGCCACUGCUCUAUAUAGUGCACUAUAAAGGGUAUAGGAUGCCAUGUCGUACGCAUCCCUUUACCACCUAAGCUCCGCUCCAAUCGUAAUUAGCUGCCUGAUCAUGUUGGCUGAUCCCCACCAGAGCAACUAAGGCUGUCAGCUGAUAGUGAAUGCCUUGCAUAUGUCGUCAUGCCGCAUUUUGUUCAUUUUGCUCGACCUUUGUGAUUAAUUAAAAAGACAUGAGAAAGAUCGAUAGUAGGGUAAGUGGAUGAGGGUAAACACAAAGUUAAGUCAGAGUAAAGAAUUGACGGGAACCAGCUAUGAUUAUAAAACCUUGUUUUCUCUCUCUCUCCUGUCUGUCUUCUUCUUCUCUCUCUCUCUCUCUCUCUCUCUCUCUCUCUCUCUCUCUCUCUCUCUCUCUCUCUCUCUCUCUAUCCCUCAUUCUCUCUCGUCCUCUUUCUCUUUCAGAGGAUUCAACACAGAUUGGAAAAGGUUUUGUGGCCAUCACAGUUCUGGACAUCAAUGACAACGCUCCAGUGUUUGCCAUCGAGUAUGAGACCCUCCUAUGCGAGAAUGCAGCUCCUGGA
Coregonus sp. 'balchen' is the source of this 6639-nucleotide messenger RNA. The record is from the annotation of a GenBank genome assembly. Lineage: Eukaryota; Metazoa; Chordata; Actinopteri; Salmoniformes; Salmonidae.